Molecule: messenger RNA, 1077 nt
Organism: Uranotaenia lowii
Lineage: Eukaryota; Metazoa; Arthropoda; Insecta; Diptera; Culicidae
Product: probable methylthioribulose-1-phosphate dehydratase
Exons: 8
Coding region: 81-812 (243 amino acids)
Cellular component (GO): cytoplasm
Molecular function (GO): metal ion binding; methylthioribulose 1-phosphate dehydratase activity
Source: RefSeq, a predicted model, not a curated record
GUAUUUUAGGGCUUUAGUUUAUACGCCUUGCCCACUUUACGUUUCCCCUUCAGUUCACUAUCAUCUUUCUGUCGCUUAACAUGGCCUCUGCGAGAUCCUCAAUCUAUCAAGAUUUGUCCGAGAUUUAUGAUAACGUUAUAAAUAAGGAACAUCCCAGAAAACUCAUCCCGGAAUUAUGUAAACAAUUUUACAACCUAGGCUGGGUAACCGGAACAGGCGGUGGAAUAAGUAUCAAACUAGACGAUGAAAUUUAUAUUGCUCCUUCCGGUGUGCAAAAGGAAAGAAUUCAGCCUGAUGAUUUAUUUAUACAAAACAUAGAUGGAGAUGAUUUACAGCUUCCAGCGGAAUAUAAAAAACUUACAAAAAGCCAAUGUACACCGCUCUUUAUGUUGGCGUAUCGCGAUAAAAAUGCCGGCGCUGUAAUACACACCCACAGUCAAGCCGCGGUGCUUGCAACGCUUUUAUGGCCAGGAAGAGAAUUUAGGUGUAGCCAUUUAGAGAUGAUAAAGGGCAUAUACGACUAUGAGUUGGAACGCAACCUGCGCUUUGACGAAGAGCUAGUGGUACCCAUAAUCGAAAAUACUCCUUUCGAGAAAGAUCUGGAAGAACGGAUGUGCUUAACAAUGAAAGAAUAUCCUGGUACUUCAGCCAUUCUGGUUCGAAGGCACGGUGUGUAUGUCUGGGGACAUACUUGGCAAAAAGCCAAAGCAAUGGCGGAAUGCUACGAUUAUCUAUUCUCUUUGGCCGUUGAGAUGAAAAAAAUGGGCUUCGAUCCUAACGAAGUUCCUAAAUACUAUCGGAACAACAAGUAAUACGAGUAUCAUAAGACAUUGAACGACAACUUGAAUCGUGAAAAAUCAAAGUUAACUAUAAGUAUAACAUACCAAAAAAAUCAAAGAUAAAAGUUUUAACUCAACCUGUUAAAGUAUAUCACAAAGAAAGUAUAUGUAGAUUUUUAGAAAACCAAGGUAUAUUGAAAGUGCACAAUAAAAUUAGUAAUAAAUCUAUGAGUAACUAUGUUUUGAUUUAGUUUAUGAAAAAACCUUAUGACAAAUAAAAGAAUAUAAUCAAUGAAUA